CAAAACGCAAAGAGACCUAUUGUGCAGUAGACUAUCACGUUAGGCUAUGGUUUUUUUUUGCUCUGACUCAAGAGGUUGACCCCAGAACCCACCGAUUGAAGAAAACACCAUCCGCGGCAAAACCCGGUUCCUCGCCGGCACGAUCUAUGAAGCUCUUGCCCCGGGACCCUCUCUUGCUCCGGCGCCAGCUCCGGGACCUGGUGGCCCCCACCACCACUUCAACGGCGAGGCGCAGGUGAAGGAUUUCAUCCAAACCCUGCUUCACUACGGCGGGUACAACGAGAUGGCUGACAUUCUGGUGAACCUGAUGUCGUUGGCUACUGAAAUGGGUCGUUUGGUGUCGGAGGGUUAUGUUCUCACUGUAUUAGCUCCGAACGAUGAGGCCAUGGCGAAGCUGACGACGGAGCAGCUGAGCGAACCGGGUGCGCCGGAGCAGAUGUCAGGGGAUUGACGGGGGUUUUGUUUCCGGUGGAGGAGGUUAAACCCGAUUCGCAAACGGGUCAACCCGCUAAAGUGGUGGUUAAGCAUAGAAGAGAAACCGUAUACGCACACUCCUGUACUCUCUCAUCUCACCCGCUGAAAAGCUCCAAUUUUCUUUUGCGCGGGAUCAGUUUUUGCGAGAAGCUCUCUGCGAGAAGGCUCGAGGAGAGGGAUUCAGGAAGCUCUAAGCAUUACAAGCACCUCUGGCUGUCUUUUGCGUGUGGGAAGUCAAGCUGUGGCAAGGGAACCAGAUUGUGUAGAGUCCUCUCUUUAUCUCUAGUCACCAAAGGUAAUCACUUUCUCUCCCAAACCCAUUGCAUUGUCUUGAUUUUAUACUAUGUCACUCAAGUGUGUCUCUUGCUUUUGACAUACAAAAGAAUUAAGUUUGGGGGUUUGUCUUUCUGAACUUCUGUUUCUCUAAGGAAGUAACAUAUCUGGUUGUAUUUUGCUGUGGUUGGAUAUUCUGGGGGUCUGAGUUGGUGGUUGAAUUUAACCUUAGUAGGAGCUGAGGUUUGGUGUUGUGCUAAUGUGUGCAGGACACCUCUGAUUGAACCCAAUUGCUUUUUUUUUUUGGGUAAGCAAAAAUAUAUAUUGAAAGAGAGUACUAGGGGUACUCUAACCCAAGUAAAGAAGGAUAAAUACAAGAGGUACAGGAGAAAACCAAAGCAAAGAAAACAAAAAAACUGGCACCGAUUCCAGCCCACUAACAGAUACAAAAAAAUAGAUUUUCAAAGCAUAGGCAUUGCUGCUAUCUGCUAUCUGAAGAUGCCUAUUCAAAUAUCACAAAAUUCCUCAACAAUUCAGAUCAAAAUCAGUAAGCAGUAAUUAUGUUUUGAAGUUGCAUCUGUUAUGGUGAGGUUGUCCUUCACCCUUUCAAUUGGCUGGGUUCUUUGUGCCUUUAGAUUGUAGGGCUUGGGUGACUAUCCAUUGUAAUUUAAGGCUUAAUGUUUUUUAUUAAAGUUGGAGGAUUCAGCGCAAGUGUGGGAAUGGUUUUUCUAAUGUCUCCUUAGUUUUUCUUUUUCUAUUUGGCUUAUCUUGCAACUUAUUCGUGGGAACCAUUUGCUGAUUAAUUAUGUCCAAUGUAGUUUUAAUUUGAUAGAUUGAGAAAUAUGGAUCGAGAAUGGAUGUCUGCCAAUCGUUUGUCUCAGGAAUAUGAGGAUGGAGUGAAAAUGUUUAUUAGGUUUGCAGUUGAGCAUGAAGAAGACCCUACCAGAAUUGUAUGCCCUUGCUUAAAAUGUUGUUUUGCAAAGCGAAUUAGUGCGGCUGAUUUGGAAGAUCAUUUGAUAAUGUAUGGAAUUGAUCAAAGUUAUAAAUGUUGGACAAGGCAUGGAGAACUUGUCACAAUCUGUACCAAAGGAUGAGUUACAAGACGAUCCCCGUCAGGACAUACUUGCUAGAGCAUUAAAUGUCCCUGAGUACCCUGGUCGUGUCAGGGCUGCAGGGCUUGGAGUUUGCCAAAAACGAUACUUCUCGGGUAAAAAGCGCAGAAGAAUGAAUCCUACCGUUGAGGAAAUGGAUGACUUAAAAGCUCAGCUACAACAAAUGAAAACUAUGAUGUGUGAAAUGAGCAAAAAAUUGAAUGAUAAAGAAGCAAUGGACAAACAACAAUCUGAUUUGGUUGUUGCUAGUGUUAAAGAUAGUGCUUCUUACCACAUUCCUAAGGGAACAUCUCCAUGCGAUUUAAAGUUGUCAACCCCAACACAUCGCGUGGUUGGGAAGGGGCAAGUAUUUAAUGUUGAAGGAGCCACGUUACAUAAUAAGCCGUUGCCGCUGAACCAUAUUAAGGUUCUUAUGGAGAUUGCUGUUGAGCCAAAUGCAAAUUUGCCAGUACCCGAUGAUUAUGAAGGCAACACAAAAGUUGGUCAGGCAAUUGGAACAUUUUUAGCUUGGCCAAUCAACCUCAUUGGUCUCUGCAAUACGAAACCUACACAUGAUAAAGGAAAGGCUGACCUGCCGACCCAUACAAGUGAAUCAAUUUCAACACCUAAAAAGAAGAAAAAGAUUGACUCCAAGAAACCUUCCCCUGCAAAAAAUUCAUUGUUUGUGAUGCCUAGAAAGAAACCAGGAGUGUCGAAAAUUCAAAAGCCCUUUCCUGCACAAAAGUCGACAGUUGUGGCAUCUAACAAGAAACAAGGACAGGUGAAUAAUCAGAGGCCACCCUGCGCAGAAGCCCUUCCACGGAGUUGGUGAGACCACCCCACAUUGUACUUACCUUUCUAUACAUGUUGGUAAGAUGGACCCUGACCACCCACGACACAUAGUCAUGGAAGAAGAAAUAAUUGGUCAACCAUAUGAUGAAUAUCUUGGUGUAGAUCAAAUGAAUGAAGUUCUUUAUCAUAGGUGGCUGAGUGCCUCUGUUAUAUGCACAUAUGUCAGGUACUUGUAUUAUGAGUUGAUACUUAAAACUCAAAAGACCAGUCGAUUCUCAUUCAUGAGCCCACAUCUUACAACACGUUCUCCAAGAUGGACAAUCACAAUAUGUUGCUAAGGUGCUCAGUAACUCUCAAGAGGAAGGAAAAAUGUUUCUAGAACCUUGUAAUGUAGAGUUUUUUGCUGGUUUUUAUGAGUGAGGGGUGGCAGUGUGGCUUCGAGGUUGAGUAUGGCUCUAGGUGUGUACUGCUUCGUUCAUUAUCUUCAUGUCUAUAGUAGGUUUUUCUCUACUUCAGAUUGAAGAUUUACAUGGUAGUGUGGCUUGUGGUUGAUGGCAAUGGUGAUAUAGAAGUUGUGCUAACAAGCAUCCAUGCGUUGGCUUUGGUUUUCUCUAGGUUUAGUUUGUGUUUUUGUAUAUAUUUGGGGUUGUCUAGUUAUUUUUUGUUGACUUGCUUGGGAAGGAAAAGAGUACUCUUUUUCCUUCACUAGGGUUUUUCCCACUGGGUUUUUCCUAGGAAGGUUUUAAUGAGGCUCUGUAGACAUUUCAUGUGGUGUUGGAUUUGUUGUUCCCUUCUUCAUGAGAGAGUUGUUCUCAUGGAGUUCUUUCUAUUAAUAAUAUUUUUUAUUACAA
Lotus japonicus is the source of this 3481-nucleotide messenger RNA. RefSeq lists its product as uncharacterized. The transcript is spliced from 7 exons. The coding region runs from base 1771 to 2670 and encodes 299 amino acids. Lineage: Eukaryota; Viridiplantae; Streptophyta; Magnoliopsida; Fabales; Fabaceae. The record is from RefSeq and is a predicted model, not a curated record.